Rhododendron vialii is the source of this 1179-nucleotide messenger RNA. RefSeq lists its product as uncharacterized. The transcript is spliced from 3 exons. The record is from RefSeq and is a predicted model, not a curated record. Gene Ontology annotation, cellular component: cytoplasm; membrane. The coding region runs from base 198 to 857 and encodes 219 amino acids. NCBI's taxonomy places the organism in Eukaryota, Viridiplantae, Streptophyta, Magnoliopsida, Ericales, Ericaceae.
CUCUCUCUCACUCGUUUUCUUCUCUCUUUCUUGUACUAUUUCUUUUCCCUCUAGCAAACAAAGCCUGCGUGCGGACAUUCUUCAUGUUAUUUUCUCUGAUUACAAAACGAUUAAAACCGCCGCUUCUCUUUCUUUCUCUCAAAAUUCUUUCUUGCAUAUCGACCGAAAAUUGGUGAGGAACAUAGGAAUCUGUUUAAAUGAUGCUGAGCCUGUGGAAUUGGUAUCAGAAUUGCUUGUCUGCUCAUCCAGUGAAGACCCAAGUCAUCAGCUCCGGAUUUCUUUGGGGUUUUGGAGAUAUCGUUGCCCAAUCCAUCACUCACUCUCUUUCCCAGAAGAAACUUCCAUUGUCUGUUGAAAAUGAGGAGCUCAAGGUUGACUGGAAAAGGGUAGCCAUCACGAGUAUGUUUGGAGUUGGCUUCGUUGGACCAGUUGGCCACUUUUGGUAUGAAGGUUUGGAUCGACUCAUGACGCUAAGACUUCAACUCCAGCCAAAAUCUCUACGGUUUGUCGGUACUAAAGUGGCAAUGGAUACUCUUAUAUUCGGUCCCGUCCAUUUGCUUGUGUUUUUAUCAUACAUGGGAUUUUCCAGUGGCAAAAGUGCUAGCCAAGUUAAGGAAAUUGUGAAGAGGGAUUUCUUUCCGGCCUUGAUUGUGGAGGGCGGUGUAUGGCCUUUGGCUCAGGCUGUGAACUUCCGGUUUGUUCCAGUGAGGUACCAACUUCUCUACGUCAACUUCUUCUGCCUGUUGGAUAGCGCAUUCUUGUCGUGGAUGGAGCAACAGAAGGAUGCAGCUUGGAAGAAGCAGUGGCUCACUGCCUUUACGCCACCUUCCAAGAAACAAGAACGUCGAGCGAGAUAACAUUGUUUUCUGUCAUAUACUUCCUCCUCGUCACUGAUCUGAACAUUUAAUUUCUGAUGAAGUUAGAUUGCAUAGACCUUCAUAUCUUGAAACUAUAUUUUCUUCUAAUGAAAUUGAGGGUGCAAGUCCUAGACUUGUGCAAGGCACGAUCUUGUGUCUGUGGAUGAAGUUCUGCUACAAGUGGAGGAAUAGUCUCACAUACAUGUGGGACCAACACAUAGUAGUGUGUGUAGAGUUCCCAUGUAUGUGAGAGGUUGUGUAAGUUGUUGUAUUUAAAUUGUUGUAUGAGUAUUAAUUUUGCGUGAGGUUUUUCCGCCCAAAA